AUGGUGGACCCUACACCCGAGGAGAGGCAUGAAAUGCAUCUCUUCUACACCCCUUCCGGCUCCAGCUCGUCUGCCUCCUCCAUUUCCUCCUCCAUUUCCUCCUCUGACACUGACAUGAACUCCAACGACAUUCAUAUGGACGACAUGAAAAAGCAUGAUGACAGCUUGGACCGCCCGCCAAGUUACAGCCCCUAUCCCCCGCCCCCUCAGACCAAUUCUUCUCCCUCUCCCUCACCUCCUUCGAGCAGCAGUUCUCCUUCUUCUUCUCCCCCUUCUCCCCUGACUAGUCCCCCUCCCUCAAGCAAUCCAUCUUCUUCUUCUUCUCCUUCUUCUUCUUCUUCUCCUCCUCCUGCAUCAGCGGCAGCUACUACUACUACUGCUGCUAGUGAUAGUGGUAGUGGUAGUAACCACCCCGAGCCCGAGCAUCGUCCUGCUCCCCAGUCUUCUUUCUCUCGGCAGAACUUGGCCACCAUGUUCUUCAGCUCUCUUCUUAUCCUGUUGUUUGGAUACCUCCUCAUUGCAUAUGUGGUGAUUCCGGGAUGGAAGGAGGUGGUAGGGAAAGGGAAGGGGAUUGAAGCUAAAAUGAGGGGUGGUGCACAUGGGUCGAGUGAGGCACAAACCCAAUUCGACAUGGACCAGAGUAACACCACCGUACAAGUUCUUCCGAUGGAACUUCAUUGUCUCAAAUCAGCAGAUGACAACAACAACAACAACAAACGCAACGACGCUUUGAACGCUCGGGACAUGACCCCCUCUCAGACGGCGGACAAACCCUACCAUGUCUCCAACAGACAUGUAGUCCCGCAGUUGACGGGCACCGCAGUCCCCAAGGGAAUCAGUGCCGAGGAACUAGUCAGUUACAAGCCAGAGGAAUGGAUGCAGGCAGCCAGUGGAUUUGAGGUUCACAAUCAUCACCAGGAUACAACUUCCUCUUCCAACGAUGACGGAGGAGCAGCAGCAGCCCUGAGAAGAAGAAGUCUUCAGGCAGGUGGUGUUGCUCGUUUGCGUCGUCGUAAUCAUCGUCGUUCUGGUGUUCCCGAGCAGCCAGCAGCAGCAGCUGAUGAACCAAAGCUGAAACAAUUGUUCCAGCUUGGAUCGGGUGGUUGGUUGACUUUGACGCCUACUGGCACUGCUGCUGCUGCUGCUGGUUCACUUCCUACUAGCACUGGUAGUCUGUCUGCGCCCCCCGAGUCUGAUCAGCAACACCAGCACCAGCACCAUGGCCUUGACAGCGGACUCAAGAAAGAAGAGAAAGAAGAAGAAGAGGCCCCGCCGCCGCGUGAAGAAAUGGUGGAAGUUACCAAGACCAGGGGCAGAAGAACCAUCCACCCUAAAAUCCCGGUGCCUAUCUCCGCUUUGCAUCCUUCUUUAUCUACUGCUGCUGCUGCUGUGGACGAUGUCUCCAUGGACGAUGGAAGGCUGGGGAUGUCAAGUACUUGGCAUGAUCAUCUGCCUGUUGUUUCCCCUUCCUUGACACCGGCAGCGGCAUCAGCAACAGCAAAGCCUGAGUCGUCACCGGAGCAGCAGCAGCAGCAGCAGAAAAAGUCAUCCCUCAUCGAUACCAUGGAGGGUGCAGCAGCGCUUCGGUUUGGACAGACUGGCUCUAUGGAUGCUCAGUUUGUUAAGAGGGGUGGUGAGUCGUGGACUAAGCCGAGGAUUCCUGUACCUGUGAGUGUGAGUACCAAGGAUGGGGUGGCGGCGGCGGCGGCGGCGGCGGCGGCGAAUGCUACUCCUACUGCUGCCAAUAGGGAGUCUACCUCUAAGAAGACUUCAAGGGCGGUUACGAACUUGGGACAAGGAGAGAAGUAUGGGGCAGGAGCGGAGGGAGGGUUGCACGCAGAUAACUCGAAGAUGAUGCAGAAGGGGGGUGUACCUCUUGCGGAUGGGACCCGGGGGGUGUGCAACAAACAGAACUACUACCCCUCUUACAAUAACAACAACGUCGACGGCGUCAACCAUUACAACAAUAACAACAACAAAAACAGCUUUGCUCGCCGUCGUGAUCGCGACCAGCAGUACCACGGUUGGCCUACACUCACACCACCACCACCACAAGGGAAAAGUAGCGCCAGCAGUAGCCGCGCAGCAGGCGGCGGCGGCGAGUGGGUGGUGGGAAAUACACCACGAAGUGGAGGCAUCCACACUUUCGGAGGUCCGGGCCGUUAUUCUGCAGCUACUGCAGCAGCUGCUACUCGUCGCCCAGCAGUGACGGCGGCGCCUGGUACUGACGCUGGUACAGCAGUAGCUGCUGCUGGUCAUCAGUUGUAUGGUGGUGCUGCUGCCCCUGAGUCGUCUUCUUCUUCUUCUUCUGCAAGUAAGCAUGCUCUUGGUGCUGCUCUUGGUGCUGCUGAGAUGGCCACUGCCAAGAACAAGAACACACCUCGACACGCCGCCGCCGCCGCUUUCGUCUACCUCCGCCUCUGGGGCAGCGAGGAUCGGGAGGAAGAGGAGGGGGACACUAGCACCAUUAAAGCCACUGCUGCUGCUGGUACUCCUAACAUCAAAGGUAAAGGUAAAGGAAAGGUCCAUCAUGGACAUGGACAUGGAAGUUUCCACGCGCGCCGCUCCUCACGACCUGCUGCACCUGUCGUAGGCGUCACUCAUCAUCAUCUUGACUCGUGGGCCAACAACAAGAACAACAACGACGACGACGAGGUUAUUGAGUACGGCAGCAGCAGCAGCAACAACGCACUCAUGAAACUCCCUCGCUCGGGUGUUGUUGAGACGGGCGGUCUGAGCACCACCACUGAAGAAGACACCACUGAAGGCUCCAACGCCGCCGACGGGUCUUUGGAGGAGGAGGAGUCCGAGGAUCAAUCUCAUCGCUUGUCGUCGUCCGAGUCACCUGAGGAAGUGGAGGAGGUUCAGCAUCAUCGUCACAGUAACCACAAUGCUUUGAUUUCUUUGCAUUAUCCGAAUCAAAAGGUCAAGGAGUGGUGGAAUCACUUGAUCCGGGGACGGAUUGGGGGCGGUGGUAUUGAUCAACAUCAUCGAAAGGGGCUGAGCAAAAGGGAGAAGAGGAUGGUGAAGGAGACUAUUGACACGACGGACACGGCGACGGUGGUGGGUUGUGACGAGAAGAAGAAAAAGAAGGGGAUGAGGUGUGGUCUGGAGAUUGUCGUCUCCAAGACGUCUGCGAACGGUAGCUCCGUCACAGCCACGGCUUCAUUGACAGUCAAGGCAUCGCCCAAGUGGUGGGCUCCUCAUCCCCGUUUGAAGACGGGGACCUCUACAGCGUCUGCUGUCUCCGCCGCCGCCUCCGCUGCCUCUAUCCUCUCCGCCACUCCCACUCCUGCCACCCCCUCUUUCUCUCCCAGCCCAACAACUCCCACUCCCGCUGCCACUCCCACUGCCACCCUCAUUGCUGCUCCUCCCGCCGGCGCCGGCGCCAACACCAACAAGCCCGGCACUACCCUCAUUUCCUCCUCCCUCCCCCCGGCCGAAAAUAACAGUAAUCUCCCUGGAACUCCCACCACGCUUCGCAACAACCCCAACCCCAACCCCUCCAAACCCCAGUUUCCCCACCGAAAGGAAAUCCGCGGCUACCCAACCGACUCACCCGACUACAUCGACUCCCACGACGAAUCCAUCGAAGUCCCAGGCCUUUUGGAAAUCCACCUCUCGCCCGAGGAAGCCAAGCCGGAGAUCAUGAACGCCAAGUACGACUACUGGGAGUUUAUCAUGCCGCCCGAUCUGUACUUUGUCUCGGACAAGAACUCGCCCUUCAAUCCGUACGGGCAGGCCGAGAGGAGGAGGAGGAGGGGGAGGGGGAGGAGGAGUAACCUGCUAGAAACUGGAGGUACCUUGACUUCGACCGUGGAAGAGAACAACAAAAGAGCGGAGGACGACGCGGGAAGAGAAGGAAGGGAAGAAAGGGAACAUGGAAGAGUACAUGAAAGGGAGGGAAGAGGAGGAGAAGAAGAAGAAAAGUAG
Messenger RNA from Neurospora crassa OR74A, 3933 nucleotides. RefSeq lists its product as hypothetical. The coding region runs from base 1 to 3933 and encodes 1310 amino acids. Lineage: Eukaryota; Fungi; Ascomycota; Sordariomycetes; Sordariales; Sordariaceae. The transcript has 4 exons. The record is from RefSeq and is a predicted model, not a curated record.